Molecule: messenger RNA, 1581 nt
Organism: Fonsecaea multimorphosa CBS 102226
Lineage: Eukaryota; Fungi; Ascomycota; Eurotiomycetes; Chaetothyriales; Herpotrichiellaceae
Exons: 7
Coding region: 1-1581 (526 amino acids)
Molecular function (GO): oxidoreductase activity, acting on paired donors, with incorporation or reduction of molecular oxygen; heme binding; monooxygenase activity
Source: RefSeq, a predicted model, not a curated record
AUGGACGUUCGUCUUCUCGUUGCAUUGGCGGCGCUAUGCUUCCUGCUCAUCCGAGUGAUCUCCAUUGGCAUGCGAAGACCGAAAAUGCCUCCAGGAGGUGAAAAAGGACCGCCGACGCUCCCUGUCAUUGGGAAUCUACAUCAAAUCCCCAAGAAGGACAUACACUUGCAACACCAGAAAUGGGCCCAAGAAUAUGGACCGAUCUUCUCCCUCAAGCUGGGAACGCAGGACGUCGUCGUGCUCGCCAGCGGCGAGAUGAUCAAGAGACUCGUGGACAAGCGAAGCGGCAACUACGCCGACCGGCCCUCGCUCUUCAUGCAGGACAUCUUCGAGCACUCGCGGAUCAUCAUGCGCGGCUACGACGACCUGUGGAAAGUCGAACGCAAACUCUACCACCAGUUCCUCAACAGCACAAAGGCCGCACGAUACACCCCUUACCAGGAUCUGGAGACCAAGCAGCUCUGCUUCGACCUUUUGCACCGCCCGCAGGCCUUUGAGGGUUUGAUCACGAGGACGACACUGAGCGCCGCCACCAGCAUGGCGUACGGGUUUCGCGUGACGGACCCAAACAACCCCAUCAUGAAGGAGCUCCUCCACAACGCCCACGGCUUCUUCACCAUGGUCCACAAAUCCCAGUUGCUGGACUGGUACCCUCAGCUGCGGCCCAUCGUGCGCUGGCUCCCGUCGUUCUUGUACCCCAUGUAUCGAGACGCCAAGGAGAUCUUUCGUCGGGAGAAAGCCCAGUUCCACCAGCUGCUCAACGAUACCAGGAAGAAAAUGGCCUACGAGAACUCACUCCCAAGUACGCAACAAGAAGGUGCCAUCCUGACUGACCAUGCGGCCGCAUACAUCGCCGGCAUCGCCAUGGAAGGGGCAACAGACACCCAGAGCAAUCAGCUCGCCGGGUUCAUCAAGGCAAUGAUGCUGUACCCCGAGGUCCAGAAGCAAGCUCAUACCCAAUUGGACGAUGUCGUGGGGAGCGAUUGCCUUCCUGAGCCCAGCGACCUCGAUCAUCUGCCGUACAUCCGACAGAUCAUGAAAGAAGUUGUCCGCUGGAUGCCCACAGCCGUGACGGGCGCGAUCCCGCACGCAGCGCGGGCCCAGGACGAGAUCGACGGGUACGUGAUCCCUCAGGGGGCCACGAUCCUGCUGGCCGUGUGGGCGGCCAACAACGACCCGGCGCUGUUCCCGAACCCGCGCGUCUUCGACCCGUCGCGCCAAAACCCAAGUCUGUCCAUGGGCGAGGCCGCGCUGGCCCCUGACAUCCGCGACCGCGACCACUGGACGUUUGGGGCGGGCCGGCGCAUCUGCCCGGGCAUCCACGUCGCCGAGGGCACGCUGCUGCUCAGCAUGGCGCGGAUACUCUGGGCAUUUGACAUCUCCAAAGCCAAGGACGCGCAGGGGCGCGAGAUCCACGUCGACCAGGACGAGUUGACGCAGUCGAUUGCCGCGAGGCCACUUCCUUUCAAAUGUGACAUCCGCGUUCGAAGUGACAAGCACGCCGAGGUGGUCCGGAAAGCCUGGGACGGGGCGCAGCACGUGUUGGACGAGGCGGGCAAUUACAAGAUGAACGUGCUGUGA